AUGCACCGGAUGCUCACAGACGACAGACUCUACCGGGUCGAUGCCGACCUCCUCAUACCAGGAAAGGGGGACCCAAUCCCCCACGGUGCCGUUGUAUGGCAAUGCAAAACCAUACGCUACGCAGGACCCCGGUCAGGGGUCCCCACAGAGUUUCAAGGGGCCACAACAACCCAUGUUCCUGUCGUAAUGCCGGGGAUGUGGGAUUGCCACAUUCACUUCCUGGGCGCCACAGCAGCAACUAUGAAUGCGAUCGUCGAUACGCCACAAGCUCUGGCCGGUGCUCGGAGUGUGCCGGAUCUACACGCCACCGUUAUGGCCGGAUUUACCUCUGUGCGUGAGGUCGGGGGUUACGGGUGUGAUCUCGCGAAGGCUGUAGGGGAGGGGCGAAUCCCUGGGCCUAAUAUAUACUCCAGUCACUCUGCCAUAAGCAUGACUGCGGGACACGGUGAUGUCCACGGCGUGCAUAGGGACUCGCUGCUUGACCUGUGCGCGCACGGCUUACCGUUGACAAUUGCUGACGGCGUACCCGAGUGCCUGCUAGCGGUACGGAAGCAGUUGCGCCGGGGUGCAAAAGUCAUAAAGGUCUGUGCUAGUGGAGGGGUCGUGAGCGCUAUCGAUGACCCGCAGCACCAGGAAUUCUCCUUCGAGGAACUGAAAGCAAUCGUCGAUGAAGCGGCGCGGGCACGCCGCGUUGUUGCUGCUCAUUGCCAUGGUAAAGCGGGUAUUAUGAAUGCAUUGCGCGCUGGAUGUCGCACGAUCGAGCAUGGCAGCUUCCUGGAUGAAGAGGCCGUUGGGCUGAUGAAGGAGAAGGGUGCAAUCUUAGUGGCCACCCGCAGUGUCAUUGAGAGUGGUCUGGCAAUGAAAGAUCUCUUUACCCCGUCAUCCUAUCAGAAGCUCCUCGCAGUCGCUGAUGCACACAGAAAAGCGUAUCAACUUGCUAUUUCGAGAGGUGUCACGAUAGCCCUUGGCACCGAUCAGUUUAUCAGCUCGGAUAAUCCGAUGAUAGGCUAUGGUCGUAAUGGACAUGAAGUGAGUCUUGGAUCCGGGGCUCGAUGA
Molecule: messenger RNA, 1056 nt
Organism: Aspergillus oryzae RIB40
Lineage: Eukaryota; Fungi; Ascomycota; Eurotiomycetes; Eurotiales; Aspergillaceae
Exons: 2
Coding region: 1-1056 (351 amino acids)
Molecular function (GO): hydrolase activity, acting on carbon-nitrogen (but not peptide) bonds
Source: RefSeq, a predicted model, not a curated record